Messenger RNA from Pelmatolapia mariae (spotted tilapia), 3125 nucleotides. RefSeq names its product lysine (K)-specific demethylase 8 (gene kdm8). The transcript is spliced from 8 exons. Gene Ontology annotation, cellular component: nucleus. Gene Ontology annotation, molecular function: histone H3K36 demethylase activity. The coding region runs from base 193 to 1419 and encodes 408 amino acids. Lineage: Eukaryota; Metazoa; Chordata; Actinopteri; Cichliformes; Cichlidae. The record is from RefSeq and is a predicted model, not a curated record.
AUUUGAACUUAAAUUAAGUCUCCGUGUUUACGAGUCAUCGUGAAACAUUGCCGCCAAAACGUUUUUCACAAGUGUGCAAAAUUCACAGACUGCAAGUAACAGAAAAGAGACGAAGAAUGACAGAAGGAAGAAAGGGAUAAAUAUGGAAAACUGUAAAUAUUUUCAUGAGUAAAAAUAACGACCUUCUCGUCAAUGGCAUCGCUGUGGUCAAAAAUCUCUCCAGUAAUGCCGGCUAAUGAAGACCAGUUUCCACUGCAAUUCAGUGACAAAGUGGAGCUGAGUGUGGUGGAAAUGCUGCAACGGUCCAGGAAGCAGCUGUACAGCGACAUCACAAGUUACAGCCGGUUGCUUAAUGCUCAGAUUAUUUUGGACAUUUCAUGGGAGAAGCUCAACACCGGAACAUGGCGGCACGUGGACAAGGAGUGGAGGCGCGUUUACUCGUAUGGCUGCCUCUUCAAAGUGGCGGCACUGUGUUGUGAAAGUCCGUCCGAAGACAAGAUCUUGGAGGCUGUUCGGACUUGCGACAUGGGUCUAAUCAUGGGCGCGGCCAUCAUGGGUGAUAUACUUCAGGUUAUUGUUCGGAUUCUGCAAAGUCACAUAAGGACAUUGAACUCUACUAAAGAAGAGAAUGAGAGUGAACAUGCUGAGGUCAAGAGAAUAAAGAUUGAAAGCCCGCUUGUCUCUGCAAUCAAAGAAGAGUUGUCGGUUCCCAGGAUAAGGUGUCCUUCACUGGAAAGUUUCAAAACAAACUACCUGCUCCCCCUCAAACCGGUGAUUUUAGAAGGAAUCAUCGACCAUUGGCCUGCUUUCAACAAACACCCCUGGAGCAUAGAAUACCUGAGGUCUGUGGCCGGCUGCCGGACUGUUCCUGUUGAGGUGGGAUCCAGGUACACUGAUGAGGAUUGGUCACAAACGCUGCUCACGGUCAAUGAUUUCAUUGAUAGAUAUAUUUUGAAUAAAGAUGGAGUGAAAGCUUUGGGUUAUUUGGCUCAGCACCAGCUUUUUGACCAGAUACCAGAGCUCAAGGAUGAUAUCCGCCUCCCUGAUUAUUGCUGUCUUGGUGAAGGCGACGAAGAGGAUAUUACUGUGAAUGCGUGGUUUGGUCCCGGGGGUACAGUCUCUCCUCUUCACCAAGAUCCUCAACAGAACUUUCUGGCGCAGGUAGUGGGAAGCAAAUACAUUCGCCUAUAUUCCCCCGAGGACACAGGCAAGCUGUACCCUCAUCAAUCACAGCUGCUUCACAAUACCAGUCAGGUGGAGGUGGAAAAUCCAGAUGCCGAGCGCUUCCCGGAGUUUGCCAAAGCUCCGUAUCUCGAAUGCGUGUUACAGCCUGGAGACGUUCUUUUCAUCCCUGUCCGACACUGGCACUACGUCCGCUCCUUAGAGCUCAGCUUCUCUGUCAGCUUCUGGUGGUCGUGAUUGCAGUUUCCAAAUAAAAAACCAUAUAGCAUGUGUGUAAUGAAACUAGUUCAGCCUGAUUUCUCCUGCUGUUGAAGAAGGUCACUGGAGAGCUUUUAACUAAUGUGAGGCUAAUAAAAGUAUUAGGACGACCUCUGAUUACAAAAACCUUUGAUCCAUGAACUAUGCACACACAUUGCUCAAUGAUUACUUUAAUUGUGCUGCUGAUGAUUGCAACAUCUAUUAUGUGGAAAGCGACCGGCAGCCACAGAAAACAACAAAUGAGCAGUUAAAAGUGUUUCUGCUCAUUUCAUUCUGCAUAUAAUUUACAGAGGGUUGUUAGUCAUCUAAUUUGAUAGGGUAUGUUUCUCUUUUCAAAUUGGCUUAUUUAAUUGUGUUCUCAACCUUAUUCCCACAAAUAUUCUCAGAUGUGUGAUUUCCAUAAUUCAUGGAAAUGAGGCAAGUCUUCAAAUUUAAUAACCAAGUGAGCUACAGGUACAGAAAUGUGGUAAUAAACACGGCUCUCUGGUUAAACUGACAGUCUGAGCUAAUCAAGCAGGUCACAGAUGAAAAUUAAUAAAUUAAAUGAAUUAAUCCCCUGGGCAUACACAGACUUUGAAAUUAAAACCAUCUCAUUGGUAAAGUACUUUGACAGCACGACUCUUGUUUGGCACCAGAAACGCAAAACCUGACAACAAAGGGAGCAGCGGAUUUCAGACCUCUGACAAGCCACAGUCGUGUAUCCUGUAGGUCCUGUUCAGUCAAGCCUGGUUAUUACAACUAUGAUGUGAGGAAGUGACAAAAUUAAGCAGAUCUGCCCUAAUGUGCGUGUUUGAUCUGGAUUCAGUCAGAAGUAGCGGCGUUUUGGGAAAUCAAGGCAGUGUCAGGCAGGUGAACUUGAAGAGUUGUGGGGAAUGCUUUGAUAAAGCACUUUAGCUCAAGGAAAGGAUAUAUAAUAGACACUUUUUCCUUCAGUUUAAGAGGGUAAAAAAUACAAAGGAAUUGUAGUUCAAAACAACAAAGUGGCCUCAACAAGCUAAAAUAUUUUUCUGAAAACACAAGCUAUAUACUCUCUGACUCCGAAAGUGAUUUUGCCAAAAAAAAAAGCAUAAACAGUCAUGUGAAACAUUCCUUUGAACAUGGUGGCUUGUGGGCAUUCAUUUAUGCACAGCUCUCUUGAGGUCCCCCCACAGCAUUUCGAUCAGGUUGAAGCCUGAACUUUAACUGGGUCAUUGCAACACCGUGAUUCUUUUCUUUUGUUGUAGAUUUUCUCCUGUGCGUCGGAUCAUUGUCCUGUUACAUGACCCAGUUUUGGCCGAGCUUUAGCUGUCAGACAAAUGGCUUCACAUUUGCCUCUAGAAUACUUCAGCAUACAGAGGAAUUCGUGGAUGAAUCGAUGACUGCAAAGUGCCCAGGUACUGUGGCUGCAAAACAAGCCCAAAUCCUCACCCCUACACCACCACGUUUGACAGUUGGUCUGAGCUGUUUGUGCAGAUGUGCUGUGUUUGGGUUUUCAAACCUUUCAAACAAGCUGCAUUUGUUCAGCCUUCUUCUGAUUGUACUGUUGUGAACUUUAAAAUUCAACAUAACUGAGGCCUUUAGAGUCUGAGAUGUAGCUCUGGGAUUUUUUUGCAGAUUCCCUGAGCAUUGCACAAUCUGACCUUGGGGUAGAUUUGCUGGGAUGUCCACUCCUGGGAAUAUUGUAGCAUUGUUAACACAAACCAAAC